This is a messenger RNA of Mizuhopecten yessoensis (Yesso scallop), 1572 nucleotides long. RefSeq names its product beta-glucosidase 1A-like. Gene Ontology annotation, molecular function: beta-glucosidase activity. Gene Ontology annotation, biological process: carbohydrate metabolic process. The record is from RefSeq and is a predicted model, not a curated record. The transcript has a single exon. Lineage: Eukaryota; Metazoa; Mollusca; Bivalvia; Pectinida; Pectinidae. The annotation marks the transcript as partial.
AAGUUCGAUGAAGAUGUUAAGAUGAUGAAAAUCAUGAACGCUAAUCACUACCGUUUCUCUAUUUCUUGGUCUCGUCUUUUCCCAGACGGUCAAGCUAGAAAGGUUGAUGGUAAGUGGAAUGUUAAUGAAGCUGGUGCUGAAUACUAUGAUAUGGUUAUCAACACCCUUAUUGAAAACGAUAUUACUCCACUCGCUACUCUUUACCACUGGGAUCUUCCAUAUGCUCUUCAUGAAAAGUAUGGUGGUUGGUUAGAUUACCACUCCCAAUUCGAUUUCGCUAGCUACGCCGAAUUCUGUUUCGAACGUUACGGUGAUCGUGUUAAGGGAUGGAUUACUAUUAACGAACCAUGGGUUAACUGUGUUGGUGGUUACAAGAAUGGACCAGGUAAGGCUCCAUACAGAUGUACUGGUGAAGCCCCACGUAAGCUUGCUAAUGACACCACUGGUCUUGAUUUAGAAGGAGGUUGUUCUUACGAAAUUGGUCCAUCUCAAUACAGUAAGGAUUCCGAAGUUCUUCCAGCCAAUCGUCCACCACAAAAGUUAGAAGAUGUCUGGUGUUCACACAACAUUCUUCUUGGUCACGCUCAAGCUGUUAAGGUUUACCGUGACAAAUUCCAAAAGGAACAAAAGGGUCUUAUUGGUAUUACUAUUGAUGGUGAAGCUCAAAUUCCAUGGGAAGAAGCUGGUAUGAGUGAAGAAGAAUACGAAAACAACAAGAAGUACGCUAACUUAGCUGCUGAAUUCCGUAUUGGUUGGUACUCAGACCCACCACUUACUGGUGACUAUCCAAAGUCCGUUAAGGAAAGAAUGGGUAAGGACUUACCAGAAUUCACUGAAGAAGAAAAGAAGUUAUUAAAGGGAUCAUCAUCUGAUUUCUUAGGUUGGAACACCUACACUUCUCACUGGGCUGCUCAACUUAAGGAUGAAGAUGGUAAUCUUAUUCCACCACCAACCGCUGAAGAAGCCAGUUACGAUAACUCCAAGAAGGAUAUGUGGGAUGAUAACUGUAAGGGACGUGGAGAAGGAUGGACUUGUAUUCCACCAACUCUUGGUUCUCAAGCUGGUUCAUCCUGGAACACUUUAUAUGGUCCAACUAUUCGUGUUGGUCUUAACUGGUUCGCUGACCGUUACAAGGGAUUAAUUAAGAACGGUAUUAUUAUUACUGAAAACGGUUGUGCCCAACCAAACUACAAGGUUUCUCGUGCUAAGGAUCAAGUUACUCUUGAUCACUGGAAGUCUAUUGGUAAGGAAGAAUACGCAGGUUGGUAUGAAGAAGAUAUUAUUGAAGAUGAAUCCAACAUUGAAGGUACUAUUCUUCAUGAUACUUACAGAAUUGACUGGUACAAGCAAUACCUUGAAAACCUUCGUCUUGCUUAUGUCGAAGAUGGUGUUGAUGUUCGUGGUUACAUGGCCUGGUCUUUAAUUGAUAACUUCGAAUGGGAAAAUGGUUAUGAAACUCGUUUCGGUAUGACCUACAUUGACUUCUACAAUGACAAGGAAUUAAAGCGUGUUCCAAAGGAUUCUCUUACUUUCCUUGGUCAAUGGUACUUAGACAAUGUUGAACAAGAAUAA